Molecule: messenger RNA, 2386 nt
Organism: Maniola jurtina (meadow brown)
Lineage: Eukaryota; Metazoa; Arthropoda; Insecta; Lepidoptera; Nymphalidae
Product: proton channel OtopLc-like
Exons: 14
Coding region: 276-2348 (690 amino acids)
Biological process (GO): proton transmembrane transport
Cellular component (GO): membrane
Molecular function (GO): proton channel activity
Source: RefSeq, a predicted model, not a curated record
AUGAUAAUGAUCUCGCUGAAAUAUCUCCGACAACAAAAUCGCAUUUUGCCGCUCAGUAGUAACUGAGGAUCAUAGGAGACGCGUGUUUUAGCAGUUAUACCUAUUCAUGUAUAGUUCAAACAGAAUAAAAUGAAAAAAUAAAAACAUUCACCAAAAGCAAUUUGGAUGUGCCGUGUCAAUUCAAUUACUAACGCCGAGCGCUUCAGUACCUCGUUGAAGAUUAGGGCAAUGAAAAAGUAUUGCAGGAAAAAACCUAGCAAACAUUUAAUAGACAGAUGAAUUCAGCCAAGAGGAUUCCACUGUGUGAAGCUACCGAGACGCGUCCGGGCGUCACUGUAACAGAUAUGGACACCGUGCAAGAGGAGAAUGAUAAUGACAGUGAUGAGUCGUCAUACUCCGACCUGGGGCAUCUAAGGGAGCGCACCCAGGCAAUGUUAAGCCCAGUUCAGGAACCGCUUAUUCAGAAUUCCUUACCGAACAGUCGACGUGUCUCCCAUGACAUAGAUUCCAAACUCGCAGCUAACCUUAACACAAGGCGACCCUCGGCGAUAAUCGCAGCGUUUCGGCGCCCCUCACAAGCUCUUGCACUAUGCGCUGCUACGCAAAGACGUUUCCUGUCGGAGCUGUCGCCGAACUCGCGAACCUCUAUGGCUUCAACCCACGAGCACCCUGCAUCUGCCGCGGAAAUCAUGGGCCACGAAGCGUUGAGCAAAGCACUAUCUGCAUUAUACGCUAAACUUUUAGUGGUACUUGGAUUGGCAUUUCCAGUAACUGAAGUUAUAGCAAACGGUGUACCAGAUGCUUAUUAUCAGGGAUUUUACAUGUAUCUUUACUUAGUAUCACUCAUAUUUGUGAUAUUUCAAUAUGCGAACUUAAUGCGAGAAAAGGCAUUCAACGUACUAAUUAAUAACAGAGAUGUAGUAGACAAAGAAGAUAAAAACUGUACCGGCAAAGCUACACCUACUGAAAGGUUGAAAGAAAAGGAAACAAUAUCUCGUUAUGGAAGUUUUUACUUAAGGCUCGGGGCUAUAGCUUUUGGUAUCGGAUCGAUGGUGUACAGUGGAUUGGAGUUCGGAGAAUAUUUUGAAAUGUCUGAUCGUUGCCGCUCGGUGUUGGCUGCGCUCACUCCAGCGUUACGCAUGGCGUUAACACUCGCUCAAAUGCAGUUCAUAUUUCUAACAAACAAAGACAUCGAAGUCGGGAGCUACAAAAUGAUACAAAGAUUUGGAUUCAUGCAUAUGAUCGCAACAAAUCUAUGCGAGUGGCUGUACGUUCUCGUUGAAGAAACAAAACAUGAAAUAAAUCAUCUCGAACAUUCAAUGUUUGCUGAGUCUAGUAGUACUCACAACAGUACAGACGACAUGCCUUGCCGGCGAUCAAAUAUUAUGGGCACACUUGUACAGAACGCAUCUCCAUUUCUAUUUCCAUGUACUAUUGAAUACUCACUUAUCUGUGCUGUUAUUUUGUACGAAAUGUGGAAAGAGGUUAAAUGCACACCUGAAGAUUUUGAAAAGAAGCUUAUACAUUCUAAAAGCAAAUCCCGUAAUAAUUCAGUAACUCCUGAAAAAAUUUUACAACAGUUUGCUGGUAUGCUGGGUGUAACUUCACCUCACGGCAGUCGAACUGCACUACACCAUUUCUCAGUAGAUUGUUCACACGCACAUAGAGGACUUUUCGCUGGAAUACUCCUUAUUGUUCUGACUAUCAUAUCAUUAAUCAUGUUCUUCGUCCUUGCGAGCAUCCCGAAUACAGUCAAUGACGCAAUAUUCCAAGUAAACAUAUGCGAGUUAAUAUUGUACACGUUAAGUAUAUUAGCGUCUGCAACGGCCUUAAAACAAAUGAGAGUGCUUCCAUACAAAAGAAAAACACAAGCUGUUUUAGUACUAGAUACGUCUUUACUAAUUCUUGCGCAGUCUGGAAUGUUCGUGUACUGUAUGUUCAGCCUUAUUGGGUGUCACCACACGAUCAAUAACAGCAAUGGGGCUGGUCUCACGGGUUUCUUCUCUGAAUUUUUAUCUUUGAAUCAGACAAUUUUGCAGUCACUAUUCAUAAUAGACGCAUGGUGGCGCAGAAGUGGCACUUCAGAGCAAAGAAGAAAGAAACCAGGGAGACAAUUAGUUACGUUUCUUCUUGUAGCAAACAUGGCUAUGUGGGCAAUCAAUACGCUCGAAAAGAAUCGUGCAGAAUUCCGACCAGCCCACCUCGCUUUCUACGGGCCCUGGGCGUGGACAAUCAUCACUCACGUCUCCAUGCCACUCGCUAUCUUCUACCGAUUUCACUCUACCAUCUGCCUCUUCGAGAUCUGGAAAAACAGCUUCAAAAAUAAACCAAUAUAUUUAAAUAUAUGACACAGUUUUUAAAAUAUGAAAAUAAAUGAAUAAUAAUA